CGGGAGAGAAAGCCUCUCCUCCUUUCUCAGGUGCCCUCAGACGAGAACCGUUGAGCAAGGCAUCAUUCAUACUAUCCCAGCGGUCUGGUCAGGUCAUUUGCUUAAAGUUGGAUUCACGAAAUUUAUGCUUCGACCAUAUGUCUUGAGAUUGCCCUGCCUGUCUGUCUGAUUGAUGCUGAGCCCAACCCUUUCUGUAUCUCUUGUUUAAUAUACAUAUCGCACUAUUGUUGACGAUAGGCGUCACGUUCCAUUCCCCCCUCCCCCCAUAAUGGCGUCCAGCUACUGGGAAUCCACCCAGCGGAAGUUCUGGACCUUCUCCAAGCAGCAAUUAAACACCGAGCGUCGAAAGAUCGAAGACUCGGAGCGCAACCUGGUGAACAUGUACCCCCUACCGGAUAGGCGGUUACUGAGCAUAUAUUUCUAUCACCAACUGUCGAAAAUGGCCCGGCCGCUGGGGAUCCGGCAACAAGCGCUCGCGACUGCACAAGUCUACGUGCGGCGCUUCUACACCAAAGUCGAGAUCCGGCGGACGAACCCAGCCCUCGUCCUCGCGACCUCCCUCUACCUCGCCUGCAAGAUGGAAGAGUGCCCACAGCACAUCCGGAUGAUCCUCGCGGAAGCCCGUCACUGCUGGGGUACGUCGUCCUCAUCCUCCUCCUCCCUCUCGUCACUGCCUCAUCCACGAGAUGCACUCUUACUAAGACUUCACUCACCCCACCCAGAUACAUCCUUCAGCGAGGUGUCCAAGAUCGGCGAGUGCGAGUUCACGCUGAUAUCGGAGAUGAACUCGCAGCUGAUCAUCCACCACCCGUACCGCAGCCUCGCGGAGCUGCAGACGCAAUUCCAGCUCACGCAGGAGGAGAACGCCCUCGCGUGGUCCAUCAUAAACGAUCACUACCUCACAGACCUGCCGCUGCUGCAUCCGCCACACGUCGUCGCUAUCACGGCGCUGUUCCUCGCCGUCGUGCUGAAGCCGACGCAGGGGGGGCUGCAGAUUCACGCUGCGAGCGUGUCGAGUGCGCUGCAGACGCUGGGGAGUAUGCGGAGUACUGGGGGCGGUGGGGGAGGUGGUGGUGGUGCCGGGGGUGGUGGCAGCCAGAACCGCGUGCAGAAGUUGGUGGACUGGUUGGCGGAGAGUAGUGUGGAUAUCGAGGCCGUGGUCGAGUGCACGCAGGAGCUGAUUUCGCUGUAUGAGAUUUGGGAGAAUUAUUCGGACAAGGCGUGUAAGGACUCGAUUGCGAAGUUUGUGAAGUCGAGGGGGUUGGAUAAGUAGAUGUGUGGGGGGUUUGGAUAUAAAUGAGAAUUAUUCAUACGGGGGAGUUUGGGUUGUAGUGACUGUUAGAUCCUAAUAUCAAGAACUCCUCCGUGGGUACACUACGAACUACGCAUACCAUUCCCUUCAAAAAAACCCACCUAUGUUCAUGUAUGCCUGCCAUCUCAACCUCUCUUAAGCAAAGAACUAUUUUAGUGGGCUAUACUUCAAGGGAGUGCGGUGCUUUGUAUGCGUAAGAAGGAUGUAUAGAUGGAUGGAUGUAUUUGUUGAUGUUGUAGUUAAUGGAUCUGUUAAUGUUGUAUAUAGCAAUGUAUGAAAUAAUGUAUGUGUAGGUAAAUAUGUAAAUGUGUAGGUGUGUGUGUAGAUAUGUAGAUGUAUAGGUAAAUGUGUGGACGUGUAGGUAGAUAUAUAGAUAUGUAGAUGUGUAGGUAGAUGUAUACA
Aaosphaeria arxii CBS 175.79 is the source of this 1714-nucleotide messenger RNA. Its product is annotated as C/H/G cyclin. The transcript has 2 exons. The coding region runs from base 269 to 1273 and encodes 334 amino acids. Lineage: Eukaryota; Fungi; Ascomycota; Dothideomycetes; Pleosporales. Gene Ontology annotation, biological process: positive regulation of transcription by RNA polymerase II. The record is from RefSeq and is a predicted model, not a curated record. Gene Ontology annotation, molecular function: cyclin-dependent protein serine/threonine kinase regulator activity. Gene Ontology annotation, cellular component: mediator complex; nucleus.